Molecule: messenger RNA, 1530 nt
Organism: Dendronephthya gigantea
Lineage: Eukaryota; Metazoa; Cnidaria; Anthozoa; Malacalcyonacea; Nephtheidae
Product: transmembrane protein 26-like
Exons: 3
Coding region: 149-1258 (369 amino acids)
Source: RefSeq, a predicted model, not a curated record
AAGGUUUUUUAUUCAUUUCCAUGAGUUCAUUUUUCAUCUCAAAUAAUCACUAAUGCCUUGUGCUAACGACAGUCGACUUUUUGAUGGGAGAAGAUCAUAUUAAACGUGAUCCUGUUCUCCUUCAUUCCUCAACGCUCGCCCUUCAAAAAUGCCUGUCUCUGUGUUCGUAAAGUCGAGUUUGGCUCGAGCUUUCUUGACAGGCCACGCAAUCUUCGCUAUUUAUCUUGUAGUCAGCAUCAAAGAGGACAAGAAAUACUGGUGGCUUGCCGCCAUUUUGUUCCCGCUUGUGGUCGAGUCUAUAUUUACUGUUGGCUAUCGCAGAAGUAAGGAAUAUAAAUGGAUUUGUCCCAGUCUAUUGUUCCACUUAGUAACAGUCGUUCCUUGCACCUAUAUCUUGGAAUAUUCCUUGUUAGACAUGCGAAUUGAAUCAAAACGGAAAGGGGAAACCGCACUACCGCAAGAAGAGAUCUGGUUCGAGAACAUAACUGACGUCAUGGAGCAGACAAUCCUAUUGGUGAUGAUUUUCGGGCGAUGGAUGAUGCCAAAGGGGAAACUAACGCGAGACGAACUAUCCCAAUUGUUGCUCAUCAACAUGGCAUCCGCAGCGGAUAUCAUCGAAUUCUUUGAUAUAAUCAAUAUCAACGCGGUCAGCUAUGACAAAAAGAUGAUCACGUACGUCUUGGUGUUGUGGUCGUGGAGUUUACUCCAGUUUCCGCUGAAUACCGCGGUCGCAUUUGAUAAGCUCAUCUCUGGCGAUGAGCCGAAGCCUGUGCAACCGACGGUCGGAAGAUUAUCGUCUCUACCCUCAUAUAUCGUGAAACGUAUGUCGUUGAACAUUUACGAACGAGAGUUUGAUGAGGAAGAGAACGUGAAACCAGCCUUUGGAGAGUUUGCGAGCAUCACUGUUGGGCUUUUACUCCAAGACGCGCCAUACUUGGUGAUGAGACUGUUCAUAAUCUCCUACUACAAGACGUUUGGUUAUAUGAUUGUAUUUCUGGCGGUGAAGAACGGUUUGUUUUUCAUACUAGAGGUGUACAGGCUUUGCGUGCUGUUUUGUCAUUGUAAGGACAGCCACGAGCAUGAUCCUUCACCAGAUAGCAGAGUUCAAACACAAGGACGAUUUAAUAACAUACAGAUUGCAAUACCGCAUGCAAUCUUGAAGAAUAAGGUUUCCCCGAAAGACGUUACAAAAGAAAACUUUAGCACAACAAGCAGUGUUGAAAAUACUCAACCUGUCCCGACCUGCACUCUCGGAUAAAACCCUUGAGACUAUUCCCGAGUAACUGCAAAGAAAAUCCACGCGAGCAAAACAGUUUCUUGUUUUUGAAAUUUGACUUUCCAGUUCAAUACUACAAUAUUUUAUGCCUCGUACAGACGAGCAUUUUUCUAGGCAGAAAAAUAUCAAUCCUGAGGCUGGGCAAAUAGUGAAACGCAAAGAAAUGUUUGAAAUGUCUUUUUUUCUGUCAGUUUUUUAUCGAGGUUCUCACAGUUUGCUGGUUCAGACAAAUGGCCGCACACCGUAGUACACAC